AUGUUGACACUCAAACUUUUCAUACGCCGAAUGAGUUUAGCCGCCAAUAGAAGUACCGAUGGUCCAAUUGCACAAGCGAUAGACACAAAGAUUCGGCAAAAGUUUUCCGGCAUGCAACAUUUUGCGCUCUUCAAUGAUUCUUACAAGCAUGCUGGUCAUCAUGGCAUGGAAGAAGCCGACAACAAAAUCGAAUCGCACUUUCGGCUUGAGCUAGUCAGUGAAGCAUUUCAAGGGCUAACACUCCCCAAGAGACACCGCCAAAUCUAUAAUUUACUAGACGAAGAAUUGAAGAAUGGUGUACACGCGUUGCAGCUUCAAACAAGAACUCCAGCGGAACAAGCAAAGAAACAGCAACAAUGA
Lachancea nothofagi CBS 11611 is the source of this 360-nucleotide messenger RNA. The record is from the annotation of a GenBank genome assembly. NCBI's taxonomy places the organism in Eukaryota, Fungi, Ascomycota, Saccharomycetes, Saccharomycetales, Saccharomycetaceae.